This is a messenger RNA of Oncorhynchus tshawytscha (Chinook salmon), 5326 nucleotides long. Its product is annotated as serine/threonine-protein kinase DCLK1-like. Gene Ontology annotation, molecular function: ATP binding; protein kinase activity. The coding region runs from base 310 to 2601 and encodes 763 amino acids. The record is from RefSeq and is a predicted model, not a curated record. Gene Ontology annotation, biological process: protein phosphorylation; intracellular signal transduction. Lineage: Eukaryota; Metazoa; Chordata; Actinopteri; Salmoniformes; Salmonidae. The transcript is spliced from 18 exons.
UAGAGGGGAGGAGAGAAGAUGAGAGAGGAGGGAGCAUUCGCGAGGUGAGAUGCUUGGUGCUUCCCUCGGAAGGCCUGCAUGUCAAUGAGGGACGGCCAUCUGGAAAUCACUGCUUAAGACACAGAAACCAGCUGUAGCUCUUGCAGCGUACACUUGCUCAAUCACAGGGCAACAAAGGGACGGAUGCUUUUUCUAUCGCUCGGGCCAUUAUACUACACAUAUCAGCACUGACAAAGUCUAUUGAAGAGCUGCUAUAUGCAAUUGCUGAAAAAUUGACGCGGUUGCCUGCAUCAGACUUCAAUUAAAGUAAUGGAGCUGGAGCACUUUGACGAGCGGGAGAAAGCCCAGAGAAACACCCGCAGAGGCUCCAGGAACAACGGGCUGCCGAGCCCCACUCACAGUGCCCACUGUAGUCUGUACAGGACCCGGACACUGCAGUCCCUGGCCUCGGAGAAGAAGGCCAAGAAGGUCCGCUUUUACCGAAACGGAGACCGCUACUUCAAAGGGAUUGUCUACGCUAUUUCCCAGGACAGGUUUCGGUCUAUAGACGCCCUGUUAGCCGAUCUGACCCGCUCCCUGUCAGAUAAUGUGAACUUGCCCCAGGGGGUCCGGACCAUCUACUCUAUUGACGGGACCAAGAAGAUAUUGGGCAUGGAACAGCUGGAGGAAGGAGAGAGCUAUGUGUGUGGCUCCAUAGAGCCAUACAGGAAGCUGGACUACACUAAGAAUGUCAACCCCAACUGGUCAGUUGGGGUGAAGACAGCUGCCUCGGCACGUGGCCCCCCCUCCCUGGGCAGUGCCAAGGCUGGGGCCCCGGAGACCAGGGAGAGUAAGGACUUCAUCCGGCCCAAACUGGUCACCAUCAUCCGGAGCGGGGUGAAGCCUCGAAAGGCCGUCCGCAUCCUCCUCAACAAAAAGACGGCCCACUCCUUCGAACAGGUCCUCUCUGACAUCACAGAUGCCAUCAAGAUGGACUCUGGGGUCGUCAAGAGACUGUACACCGUGGAUGGGAAGCUGGUGACAUGCCUUCAGGACUUCUUUGGUGACGAUGACAUCUUUAUGGCCUGUGGUCCAGAGAAGUUUCGCUACCAAGAUGACUUCCUCUUAGAUGAGAGUGAGUGUAGAGUGGUGAAGUCGACGUCAUACGGUCGGAUCUCCUCUCUGCUGGGACGCUACUCACCCAGAGGAGGAGGCUCACGCCGAAGCUCAGGUUCAGCCAAUGGGACGGCAGGCAGUCAGCUGUCGACUCCUCGCUCAGGGAAGUCCCCCAGCCCCUCUCCCACCAGUCCUGCUAGUCUCCAACGACGCAGGGGGUCCCAACACAGUGGCUCGUCCCUGUCUCUAGCCUCCACCAAGGUGUGUAGCUCCAUGGAUGAGGGAGACGGAGCAGGUAGUGAAGCGGAGCUGAACCUGCUGAGUGAUGAAUGUCCCUCCGUCCCUCCGUCCAUCGCUGAGAGGUACAAGGUGGGGAGGACUUUAGGUGACGGUACCUUUGCUGUGGUUAAAGAAUGUGUGGAGAGAUGUACCGGCAGAGAAUAUGCCCUGAAGAUCAUCAACAAAGGCAAAUGUAGGGGAAAGGAACACAUGAUCCAGAACGAGGUGUCCAUCCUCCGUCGUGUCAAACACCCCAACAUCGUUCUGCUGAUCGAGGAAAUGGACACCUACAGCGAGCUUUACCUGGUCAUGGAGCUGGUCAAGGGGGGUGACCUGUUUGAUGCCAUCACUUCCUCUAAUAAAUACACAGAGAGAGAUGCUAGUGGGAUGCUGUAUAACCUGGCCAGUGCCAUCAAGUACCUGCACAGCCUCAACAUCGUGCACAGAGACAUCAAACCUGAGAACCUGCUGGUGUAUGAGCAUCAGGAUGGUAGUAAGUCUCUGAAGUUGGGAGACUUUGGCUUGGCUAGCCUGGUGGAUGGACUCCUCUACCUGGUCUGUGGCACCCCCACCUAUGUAGCACCUGAGAUCAUUGCUGAGACAGGGUACGGGCUGAAGGUCGAUAUCUGGGCAGCUGGAGUAAUCACAUACAUCCUGCUGUGUGGCUUCCCUCCCUUCAGUGGGAACAGUGAGGACCAGGAGAUUCUGUUGGACCAGAUUCUAAUGGGACAACUAGACUUCCCUUCCCCAUCCUGGGACAACGUGUCUGUCACUGCUAAGGAGCUGAUUACUGGGAUGCUGCAGGUGAAGGUGGAACAGAGAUACACAGCUCUGCAGGUUCUGGAUCACCCCUGGGUCAAUGAUGAUGGCCGAUUAGUGAAAGACCAGCAGCUCUCUGUGGCUGGGAAGAUUAAGAAACACUUCAACACGGGUCCUAAAGCCUGCAGCACCACUGCUGGAGUGUCUGUUAUCACAACCACCCCUCUUGAUAAGGAGCGGCAGGAUUUCAGACUAAGACACCAGCAGGAUGUGAGGUUGAAGCCCCGCCCCUGCCCCCAACCAACCGGCUUCCCUGCCAGUGCCAGCCAAAGCUCUGCCCACAGCUCCAAUAACCCUGCCCUCUCUCCCGCUGACUUUACCUCAGAGUCAGAAGAUUACUCCCCCAGCCCCUCCCCCACAUCUCCUAGCUCCGCUGACACCGUCCGCUCCCCCACCUCCCCCUUCUAGACCCCGAAGGAAGAGAGAGGGGAGAGGAGGAUGGAGGGAGAACGAGGAAGGAUAGGGGGCACGUAUCCCUGUACUAACACUAGCCCAUGUCCCCGUAUUCACGACGACACUCUGUCAAGAUGCCUACCAAUUACUUAAACAUUGAUUUUCCAUUCCGGCUACAGUGUCAGAUUAUCCUAAGAUACACUGGGGUCAGAGCCAUGCAUAGGGGUCAGUUAGGGUGGGGUUAGGGUUAAAGGUUAGAGGUUAGGGUCAAGGUUAAAGGUGUAUUCUGGAUGGGUUCUGCUCUGGCCCUGAGAGGUUACUAAGGCUGAGAAUCUGUAUCUGCUUAUCUUUUUAAGACACCACACAGACAUACAAGAGUUAAGCCUUAUUUCAGCAAAUACUGAAUAAUGAUCCACUGAGGUCCCCUGGUGUUGGGAGGUGAGUACUGCAGGCCAACCAACCUGCUAACAGGACAGUUUAAACUGCAACACAACUAACCUACAGAUCAAAAUCUUCCAUUUAACUUGACGGGACCUCAUACGCCCUAAAUAGGGCAUCUUAAGUAUUUAUGUGAUUAAACAUACAUUUUGAAAAUAAUAAUGAUAAUAAUAAUGACGUUGGAUCCUUGAAAAGUGCUGUAUAAACAAAAUACCGUGUAUUAUUAUUCAUUUGGACAAUGUAUGCAUCAAGUCAGGUAUCUAUUUGUGUGAAGUUAUAUUGCACCCAAUUCCUUGCAACUUGUACAGUUGAUUGUGUAGAAAAACACGUCCAAGUGAAAAGAUCUCAGCUUCAGAGCGCUCAAUAAGACUACGUGUGUCUAGAAGGACAUGUGGCUACGGUCCACUUUCAUUUAUCCAACUGUCUAGUGUUCAGCUGUUCUCCAGUUCUUGGUGCUGUUGUAGACAUAAUAUACUACACACUUUACAGAGGACCAGAGAGGGGCGCUGGAAGCUCUCCAGGCAUUCUGCGAUACCAUAUCUAUUGGUUGAUUGAUUGUGUUUUUGUGUCCAUGACUGUUAUGCCAGUGUGCCAGUUCAUGUACAGUCCUCAUUUAGUGGACUACGAAAAAGGUUGUGUAUUUGGUAGAGUAUUAACAGACAUUUUCAUGGCUUUUUAUUAUUGUACAAAAUUGGCCUUGUUUCAGUUAAUAUGUUAAUAUGUUGAUAGUGAAAUAAUUACCUAUUUAAAGUAUGAUUAUUGGCCUGAACACAAUGGACCAAGUGCAAUUAGGUUCUGGAUCUCUUACCAACAUUAGACAGCACAGACUUUUUCAAGCUAUUGUUAACUAUAAACAAUCCAUACAUUGUGAAUGUAUGUCAGAACAGAGGUGCGUCUUUCAGUGCUGCCUGAGUUUUCAGCUUGCUGUGUGUGAGCCAGGGGUUGGAACCGGUUCAGUGAACAGAACUGAAAACCGGAAAAUCAUGCAGUUCAAAACAAGAUGCCCAGCACUUCAAGCCUCCUCCUCCACCCUCUCUUCCCACCCACAACAUUUUAGUCACAUCUCACUCCCUACAAUUGCAUGUAAACAACUACAGCUUGCCCACUCCAUAGCAAGCUACUAUAUCCGCACUGAUUGGUAAAGUCAUUUAAUGUUGAGUUCAAUGUUUUUUUUAAACUAUGAUUGCAGAGGUUUAAAAAGGAACAAUAUAAACUGCUACUAAUUUGGGGGUUCAAUCCGGUUCAGAACUUUAUUUUGCUGGUCAGAACAAUGGAACUGAACAAAAAAAAUGGUUUUGUUAAAAACGAUGCGUUUGGAAAAUACUUUUGCUUCCAACCCCUGGUGUAAGCACAGUGAGUUGGCAGGUCUAGAAAGAGAGAGAAGCACAGUGAGUUGGCAGGUCUAGAAAGAGAGAGAAGCACAGUGAGUUGGCAGGUCUAGAGAGAGAAGCGCAGUGAGUUGGCAGGUCUAGAAAGAGAAGCACAGUGAGUUGGCAGGUCUAGAAAGAGAAGCACAGUGAGUUGGCAGGUCUAGAAAGAGAAGCACAGUGAGUUGGCAGGUCUAGAAAGAGAAGCACAGUGAGUUGGCAGGUCUAGAAAGAGAGAGAAGCACAGUGAGUUGGCAGGUCUAGAAAGAGAAGCACAGUGAGUUGCCAGGUCUAGAAAGAGAAGCACAGUGAGUUGCCAGGUCUAGAGAGAGAGAGAAGCACAGUGAGUUGGCAGGUCUAGAAAGAGAGAGAAGCACAGUGAGUUGGCAGGUCUAGAAAGAGAAGCACAGUGAGUUGGCAGGUCUAGAAAGAGAAGCACAGUGAGUUGGCAGGUCUAGAAAGAGAAGCACAGUGAGUUGGCAGGUCUAGAGAGAGAGAGAAGCACAGUGAGUUGGCAGGUCUAGAAAGAGAAGCACAGUGAGUUGGCAGGUCUAGAAAGAGAAGCACAGUGAGUUGCCAGGUCUAGAAAGAGAAGCACAGUGAGUUGGCAGGUCUAGAAAGAGAAGCACAGUGAGUUGGCAGGUCUAGAAAGAGAAGCACAGUGAGUUGGCAGGUCUAGAAAGAGAAGCACAGUGAGUUGGCAGGUCUAGAAAGAGAAGCACAGUGAGUUGACAGGUCUAGAAAGAGAAGAACAGUGAGUUGGCAGGUCUAGAAAGAGAGAGAAAAACAGUGAGUGGGCAGGUCUAGAGAUAAAGAGAAGAACAGUGAGUUGGCCGGUCUAGAGAGAGAGAGAAGCACAGCGAGUUGGCAGGUCUAGUGAGAGAGAGAAGCACAGUGAGUUGGCAGGUCUGGAGAGAGAGAGAAGCAUAGUGAGU